AUGGGUUGUGUCUUGAUACAGGAGCGCAAAGUUAUUGCAUAUACUUCAAGACAGUGGCAGGGUAGUGAGCGUAAUCGCCCUACGCAUGAUCUUGAGUUGGGAGCGGUGGUCUUCGCGCUUAAGAUCUGGAGGUGUGAUUCAGCUCGAGAGCAGGAUGUUGAGGGCUUGGUUAGCGAGAUCAGUACCUUGCGUCUUUGUGUCAUUUUGCAUGAGCCUUUUGAUGUCGAGCACGGGACGAUGCUUCACGGUUCGAACGAUGCGGUCGUGCGCAUUGAUGGGCGCUGGAAAGGAAUGGGUCGACCGCGGGGCUUUGCUUCCCAGUUUGGUUCGUCGCUCAGCCGCGCACAAUCCUAUAUAGGUGAUGGUGUGCUGCGCGGGUCGACCUCAGGACCCAUGGUUCCUUGGUCAGCCGAUGUGCGCGGUCUUGGGCGCCGAGUGACUACUUGCGCGGUUACGGCUGUCUGGACCAGUCUUCACUAA
Messenger RNA from Microthlaspi erraticum, 480 nucleotides. The record is from the annotation of a GenBank genome assembly. NCBI's taxonomy places the organism in Eukaryota, Viridiplantae, Streptophyta, Magnoliopsida, Brassicales, Brassicaceae.